Gryllus bimaculatus (two-spotted cricket) is the source of this 702-nucleotide messenger RNA. NCBI's taxonomy places the organism in Eukaryota, Metazoa, Arthropoda, Insecta, Orthoptera, Gryllidae. The record is from the annotation of a GenBank genome assembly.
AUGAAAAAUAAGAUUCCUUUCUCUUUCACGCUCUGCUUUUUAGACACUAAUGAAAGACUUGUCAACAAAAAUAGCAACGAAGUUGAAAUGAAAGGCAAAAAGCUUUUUGCAUCUUACUUUUCACCGACCGGACGCUCCGCCCUCGCCGGCAUCCUCUUCGGCCUCCUGCCUUCUCCGCCCUCCGCUCUCCGCCCUUCUGACAAACAGCGCCGCGUCGCCCUGCGAAAACAUAUAAAGGGCCACGUGGCCCCACGGCGGACGUUACCCUCGCCGCGAGGCGGGGAACGGGGUCAGCGUCAAGAGCAAGCGAAGCCCACGGGGCCGCUGGGCUGGAGGGAAGCCCGACAUCUGUCCGAAGAGUCGCGUGUUCAAGUCCCACCUUGGGCAUGGUUGUCCUUUGUCUCACAUCUGCAAGUAACUCCAAGCAAACGAUUUAUUGCUUGGGUCAGAGCGGAGCAGUCACAAAAAGAAUUUACUUCAACGACGGACGAAGGGGAAAGAGCAGUUAUUAAGUUGGAGAAAGCGCAGUUCGUCGUUGCGCCAGAAAUCACCCUUUUGUUAGAAUCGUGGACAAAGAGUAAAGUAGUAAGUGAUCUCGCUAGUCCUGCAGCUGCACCAGCCUAUGCAGAUGCAACAUUGUGGCCGAAGUACAAUUUUAGAAAAGCUAGUGAAAAACUCCCAUCAAUGGAGCUGCUUUGGUAA